Molecule: messenger RNA, 1551 nt
Organism: Penicillium griseofulvum
Lineage: Eukaryota; Fungi; Ascomycota; Eurotiomycetes; Eurotiales; Aspergillaceae
Product: Heterokaryon incompatibility
Exons: 2
Coding region: 1-1551 (516 amino acids)
Source: RefSeq, a predicted model, not a curated record
AUGCCCCUUCUCCCCAAAAAUGACCCCCUCCAUCCCCGGUGGCUGCUUGAUACCGAGAAAUGGACUAUCCUUGAGUACCAGAAUAUCAAAGAGGAUGUGGUAAAGCAGGGAUACGGCAUCAUCUCUUACACCUGGGGUAGGUGGGCCAAAUGGGUCGAGCAACCCCCUGACCUGCCAUCCGGGCUACUGUGGCGAGUACCCCUCGUGACAGACUUGCCCCUGAGCCUGGCUCGAACGGUAGUCUCGAGUAUGAAGAUUCGAUACGUGUGGUGGGACUGGAUGUGUGUUCCACAGGAACCUCUACAGGACACUCCAGCGAAGUUGCGGGGUGAGCUUUUGAAAGCCAAAGGGGAAGAGGUUGGGAAGCAGAUGGCAAUUUACAAAGGGGCAAAGAAAAGCAUCGUGUGGCUUCAUCUCACGCAUUGGGGCAAGACCUCUGCGAUCGAGAGGCUACUGAUGAACCAGCUGCAAAAGAAGGACCUCCCCUCUUACCUGACUGCUGUCACUGCCCUGAUCAGCGAUAUGCAGAAAGCUGAGUCUUGGUUGACAUCUGGCUGGACACUACAGGAGGGGGUUCUUCUUAGCGAAACUCAUUUGUUAGAUCAUGGAGGAGCGACACUACACGGUAGCCAUUUCAUCCAUGAAGGCCAGGCCGCCGUUGUUAACCUCACAGCCGGUCUCACAAAAUUCGCAAUUGACAUCGCCACAGCCUUCCUAAAGCUCAGUGUGACACAAAAGGGUAGUGAUCAGGACGAGGUUGUUCAGUACAUCCGUGCCUCGGAGAAAAAUUACCAAUUCGUCGCACAGUUCCUCUCCCGUCUAGUGCGGUCAGGUUUGAUUGCCUACACUAAGAAGUCUCCACUGUACAUCUUGGCCGGAAAGUUCUCGCGCCGCUUCGGCGUGGACAAGGAUGAGUGCUGGGCAUUGUUGGGAGCACUGGAGCUAGAGAACGUGACACCCUGGUACGAAGCCACUCCGGGCAUAGAUCAGGUGAAGUCGGUCUUCUUUGAAAGUCUACUUCAGAAGUACCAGUGGUCGAUACUGCUCGUGGCCGGUGCAAGUGCAGACAACCAGAAGCUUGCUCGACUGCCGUGGCACACUAAAGUGACCGAUGGGAAACAUCUCCCCUUGGGAAUAUACUUCGACGUGAAUUGGAAGCCGAAACUCCCAACUCUGUCUUGGAAACGUCCUGCUAAGCCACAAGACGAUGCCAUUCAUAUCCAAAAUAAGAACGGGGCGCCAUUCGCUGUUGUAAAGCUUCGUGAGAAGGGCUCCGCGGAGUGUAGGCGUUACGAACAGCUUCCUACUUCCGAUGGGGCAGACUACAUUCGUGUUCUGUCUGUCAAGCCCUUGGACCAUUCGUCGGCAUUGUUCAUCCCAAUUGCAGACCUGGAAAGCAGGUCAAAGACGCCGGGUGCACGCUACAUUGAAAUUAUCCCCACUGGAACGACUUCAACCGGUAAAUUCAGGGGUGUGAUUGAUAUCUGGGCGACUAAAGAUUCCUUGGAGGAGGUUUCUCUAACCAAGCUCUCAAUGCUAAGCGGGGUCUGA